Tuber aestivum (summer truffle) is the source of this 1571-nucleotide messenger RNA. The record is from the annotation of a GenBank genome assembly. NCBI's taxonomy places the organism in Eukaryota, Fungi, Ascomycota, Pezizomycetes, Pezizales, Tuberaceae.
GGAUGGAAUAACUUCCCUUCUAUAGUGCACAACAUGUUUUCUCUAAUUCUGAAUUUAGAGUGCGGCUCUUGGUUAUACCGUUUAAAAAUUUCCCUGUACGAGUAAAGGAUGGGGCAAUAAUUCCUAGUAAAUUUAUGCUGAGCUUUCUGGGUGGGCACCUUUGCCUUUGCAUAAUGUGUAUAUUUUUUCUAUUAGUCAUACACCACCUUGGACUACAAAUACAGCUACUGCCCCACAACUCUGUUUCUUUCAGUAUCAUACUUCACUUCCAGCUUCAUAUUCGACCUUCGUAGUAUUCCUGAGUCCAAGGUUCCCUCGUUUUAGCCUUGACCGGACAACAUUCGCUUUCAUCCACACUCGCUCCACUUGCUAUAUUAUAUUGCCUACCGCUGGCUUCUGAAUAGCUCACCUUCGCUCCGUGUCAUUCGUUUUCUGGUUUCUCCGAAUACUCAGUGCAACACGUUUACGACUCUCCCGCUCUCGACCAAAAUUCAGGCUUUCUCACGCAUACCGCUGUAUUCUCCUACGAGCGUAUACCUGUCCCAUAUCAAGUAUGAGUUCGUACGGUUCAGAUCACCAUGACCAAGCACACAGUGGCACUCAACGGAAGCGAGUCGGCAAAGCCUGUGACCGCUGCCGCAUCAAGAAAAGCAAGGUGUGUACCUAGUUUCAAUACACUGGUGUAGAUUUUGUUCUGCAUCAUGUUUUUCCUAGUCCAAGCCUAAUUUUCAAACAGUGCAAUGGAGACAACCCAUGUGACCGUUGCAAUACCGAUGAUCAAGUUUGCACCUACAGUGAGCGCAGAAGGCCGAGAGAUAAGAACCCCCCAAGAGGGUAAGUUUCCGAAGAUAUUGCGCACAUUCUUGCUCUGCGGAUUCGGGAAAUUGAUGCUUGCUAGAUAUAUCGAAACUCUUGAGAGCCGCUGCAUUGUUCUCACUCAGGGCUUGAUUGAGCUGGACCGCAUCCGAAAGGGUCUGCCAGCUUCCUCUACUCAGUUCGUUGCUGGCAGGCCCAGUGGAAGGAUGGCGAACUCGAUUUUAAAGGAGAUUGGAAUCGACGCCUCGAGGAUUGAAACCGAUUUUGACGAUUUCGAUGGACUUUGCGGCAGUGGCUCUCCUGGAGCAGAGAGUCUCGGAGGGGGAUCAAAUCAUUCUCAAUAUGACGAAUUCUACGCAAGCACGGAACACCUCUCUCAUCCCCAAUCCCACCACUCCCCGGCAUCUUCUCGUAGUCCGAGUGUAAACGCAGCUUCAUCGCGCGCUGCGUGGCCUUUGGAAGGGCAUCGCCGACAGACAUCUCAUGGUUAUCCUAUCGCGAAUUCUCAGUUUAUUGCGGAGGGAGUCACUAUUCCAAACCUCGUGUCGAAUGGGGAUUACCGACCCCCGAUCCUACUGAUGGAGCGGCCUCAAUACCAACCUUCCUCACCAGCUCAAGGAGUCUUUCACUACAACCAGAAUUACAGUCUAUCUUCCCAGGAUCUUCCGACCGAUUUUACCGAUUAUUACGAAUAUCAGAGCCAGCCUUCUCCCACUGGUAGCUCUACGGAUGCCCCGCCGAAUUAUAAUUUGUAA